AUGUUCUUAUUCAUUGUCUUUAUGCUUUCUACGAUCGUCGCCAGCACUGGCUGGCAUAUGGACGUAAACUACGCCGACGGGGCUACUGUAAAGCUUAAAGGCCAUACCAACUCUGGGUGUACGAAAUUCAAAAAGACGGGCUCUGAGAUCACUUCAGUAUUUUUCGACACUUCGUUGUUGGCGGAUACCUUUGUUCUCUACGGUGAGGAUGGCUGCAAGGACGAAGUAUACAAGGGGAAGAAGGGGAACAAUAAUGUUCCUAACGAUUACUAUGCGGCUUAUAAGGUGUAUUAA
This is a messenger RNA of Morchella sextelata, 294 nucleotides long. RefSeq lists its product as uncharacterized. Lineage: Eukaryota; Fungi; Ascomycota; Pezizomycetes; Pezizales; Morchellaceae. The coding region runs from base 1 to 294 and encodes 97 amino acids. The record is from RefSeq and is a predicted model, not a curated record. The transcript has a single exon.